GUAAAAAUUCCAAUGUUAUCAAUUGAGUAAUUUGGAAUGUCAAUGACAACGACGGUCUAGAUUUGUAAACUUUUAAACAUUAUGUGAACAGAAUUUAAAUGAAUUAUAAUUGACAGUACAAGUCCAUAUAAGUCUCCUAAUAAUAAUAAAAAUUGUUAUUGUACAGAUAACAUUUUAAUAAGCAGGGGGCGUUAUAUACAUUUUAAGAAGAUGCCGUUUAAACUGAAACUGAAGAAGUCGAGGCAUUACAGUGUUGUCUCUAAAACUCUAUUCGUUAUAUCUGUUGAGAUGUUAGAUAGUACAAAUAUAGAAUGCACGUUAUCUUCAGAAAGUACCGGACAAGAUUGUUUAGAUAUAGUCUGCCAGAAAUUAGGACUUAAUCAACCCAAAUUUUUUGGUUUGCAAUACAUGAGUCGGAGUAAAGAUCGCUACUUAUGUUGGCUGGAGCUUGAUAAACCUAUUAAACGCCAGCUUGACAAACAUUCUAGAAAUUUAUGCUUAUAUUUAAGAGUGAUGUACUACAUUUUAUCAGGAUGUAAAUUACUUAAUGAUGAAGUGACCAGAUAUCACUACUUUCUUCAAUUAAAAAUGGAUGUGAUAGAUGGUCGAAUAUCAUGUACACCACAACAAGCAGUGGAGUUGGCCAGUUACUGCAUGCAAGCUGAAUUUGGAAAUUAUGAUGUGGAAAGACAUACUGCCCAUUACUUAAAGGAUUUUCAGCUAUUUCCAAAGAGCUUUACAGAUCCAACUCUUCUGGAAACUUUAACAGAUGCAGCUAUUAGGCAGCAUGCUGCUCUUCACAGUUUACCUCAAGGUACUGCCGAAGAAUAUUAUAUUUGUGCCUGCCAAAAAUUAGAUGGUUACGGACAGGAAUUAUUUUCAGUUAAAGAUCAUUCUAAUGAGGAUGCUGUACUUGGAGUUUCUUUAACUGGUGUAACUGUUUUCUAUCCCAAUGGGAAAGAGGGACGAAGCUAUGGUUGGAUAGAUAUAAGUAAUGUCAUUAAUCACAAGAGAGAUUUUGCUAUAGAAUCUGUUAUUGGUUCUGAAAGGACAGAAUUUCAUUUUUCUGAUGUAGAAUGUGCUAAAAAUGCUUGGAGAUUUUGUGUACUGCAACAUAUGUUUUAUCGGCAGUAUGAAAUGAGUAACAGUCCAGAACAUACUGAAAAAGGACCCCCCAUUUUUCAGCAAACGCAUGUUGAAGGCAGUUUAUGUAAAUUAGAAAGUUACGAGGAUGUAACGAACUCUCAGCCGUGGAAUCGUUCAUCUUCUUUACAGGCAUUAAACCAACGUGCACAAUCCACGUCGUGCCUUGACCUGAAUACACCGACCGACAUAGAUAAAUUGCGUUCACUACUGCCAUCUUAUAGACCCGCCCCCGACUAUGAUAUUGCAGUACAACAAAAGUACCGCAACUCUUCUAGCGCCAUACCUCCUGCCCGCGAGCCCCUUAGAAACGCACGUGCCAUGUUAUAUAGUUCUCAACCAGAAAUCCAUCAGCCAGACACUUACUCUUCUCAUUUACGUUAUCCUGACGUAACGCACAACAAUAUUGAACAAAAGAACAUCAUGAGUGGUUUAUAUAAGACCAGUUAUUCACAAUCGCAAGUUCUUAACACAGAUAACCAACAACUUAUUGAUCUUGCAGAACGAAUGCGCCUAUUAAACCUAUAUAAACCACCACCCCCAUAUCCUAGUAACAGAAUUAGCUCUAACUCAACCCCAGAUUUACCGGGCAUUUCCCAACAAUAUGCUAAGCCACAUAGUAAUUUCAUUCACUCAUUAGUGUCAGGUUCGAGUCCUGAUCUAGUGUCCAAUACAGGAAUACUAAACCAUCAACAUUAUUUGAGGCAGUAUGGAACGACUGUUUACACAAAUCAACAUCCCAUACAUCGAUCGCACAGUUACCUGCCCGCACCGCAACACGGAACUUACGAAAAUCUAGCGUCGAUUUUCGAUAGCAACAUUAUGGGACGUCCUCAGGCUCUUAUAGUUGAUAAUCCAAAUAUUACAAAGCACAUCAAAAAAGUCUAUGAUGAACACGGUAAUAUCAUUUACUGUAUGCCUGCUAACAUGAAACAAAUUUUACAAGAAAAUCAGCUCCCUAGUUCUGGCUUCGUAGUCACACGUACCAAUCAAAGCAGAUUACACGAACCAAAUAACACCAACGAACCAAUUUACGAAAAUAUCCCGUUGCCGUGGCAGAACGAGAAUUCACAAAUGCGAUCGCGUGCUCAAAGCAUUCAAUCUGCCCCUGAAAUCAGCCAAGUGAUCAAUCAUGCCCUUGUUAACGCCUUACAGAACAAAGUGAAAUUAUCGUCCCAAAAUAUUGAAAAUAAUAAUCAUCAAGAAAAGCGGGAGAAUCUGUACGCGAACAUACAGAAUAAUCCUACAACCGUAAGUACGUCCAAGACAAACCUUAGCUUGAACAAUUUGAAGGAUGCCUCAAGUAGCACCAACAGUGCAAAUCGAUCGACACAAAAUCUAAACGGCUUAAAUUCGACACAUGCUUACCAAAAGCAAAUAAACAAAAGUACUACAAGCGAUUUAUCUUGCGUUUUAAGUCAGAAAAGUAACAGUUUCUUAGCGAAUAAAAGCUCAUCGAUUCAUUCUAGUUCGACAAAUAAUUCUGUUGCUGAUGGCAGUAAUGUUAGUGGGGAAACUUUCAGCGAUUUAAAUUCAUCAAAUGGGAGUGCGGGCAAAAGUAAAAAGAAAAGAUGGGGAAUAUUGAUAGGUGGUAGAAGUAAGUCAAGCGAAAAAAUAAAGAGUGCCACUCUUGGCAGAGAAAAAGCUAAAAAUAAGGAUAAAAAUCAAAGUAAUAACAGGCACAGGUGGUCGACCGGAUUACCCCGUAUGCAUCCCCUUCCACCUUCUAUUAGUAAAGAGACAAUGUGUCAAUUACUGGAAAACAAAUUAGCGGAUAGCCAACUGUUCUUUGAAUUUGAUAAAAUUCCAAAAAAGAAACAGAACGCUGAUUUUUCGACUGCUUUGCAUCCAGAUAACGCGAAAUUCAACAGGUUUAAAGACGUCCUGCCAUAUGAAGAAAACAGAUUAAGACUGACUCCAACAAAAGAAAAUCGAUCGGGAUAUAUCAAUGCAUCUCAUAUAACGGCAACCGUGGGUAGUAAACAACGAUUUUAUAUUGCUGCCCAGUGUCCUACAAAACUUACCAUACCACAUUUCUGGCAAUGUGUUUGGGAAGCAGAAGUUUAUCUUAUGGUGCAACUAACAGAUCCCACAGAAGAUAUAAAUUAUUUACCAAAUAGCAAUGAGAGAUGUAUUAAUGCAAGUUCGGAUUAUCAGAUUUGGUGGGAAUUUUCGCAAAAAACGGGGCACUGUAUUACAAGCAAGGUUCGUCUUUGUCAAGUAACUUCUCGAAGGUACAGAACUUUGUGGCACCUGCAUUAUACUGAUUGGGGAGAGCAUGGUUGUCCUCAUAGUGUGGCUCACUUUCUUGGUUUUCUUGAAGAGUUGCAAUCCGUCCAGCAACAUUCUUUAGAUGAAAUACCUCUUGGGCAUAAUAAGAAUCCACCAGUUUUCGUUCACUGUACAGCUGGUGUAGGCAGGACUGGUCUUACUAUCCUCGCAGAUUUACUGUUAUACACCUUAGAUCAUAAUCAGGAAGUGGACGUGCCUCGAGUCGUUGGUUUAUUGCGUCAUCAACGACCAUAUAUGGUGCAAACCAUAGCUCAGUAUCGAUUUGUAUAUUCACUUUUAAAAACGAAAGUCACUGAAGAAAAACCAAGCGACAUUUGGAUCUUCGACCAGAAACUCGACUCGAGUCCGGAUGGCAUUAUGACAGAAAUCAUGUGGAAGUAUGAUGGCGAAGGUUGCGCUCGAUGCAACAAGAACCAAUGGGAUAACGGUGACUGGGUCUUACCCGAGCCGGACAAGUCAAUUUGGCAAGUAGACAAAGACUCUCUACGCAAUAUAUGGAAUGGGGGCGAAAUUUGCACCGACUGUUGCUCCUCCAAUGGCCGGGGCAAAUUUCCAUUACAAAGCCAACUGCGAGAGGAUAUCAGCCAGGAUGAAAACUUAUAUGGAACACCUGCCGGUAGCCGAGGUAAGCUAUGA
Molecule: messenger RNA, 4071 nt
Organism: Agrilus planipennis (emerald ash borer)
Lineage: Eukaryota; Metazoa; Arthropoda; Insecta; Coleoptera; Buprestidae
Gene: Pez
Product: tyrosine-protein phosphatase non-receptor type 14
Exons: 12
Coding region: 211-4071 (1286 amino acids)
Biological process (GO): protein dephosphorylation
Cellular component (GO): cytoskeleton
Molecular function (GO): protein tyrosine phosphatase activity
Source: RefSeq, a predicted model, not a curated record